Messenger RNA from Oncorhynchus gorbuscha (pink salmon), 1204 nucleotides. Its product is annotated as M1-specific T cell receptor beta chain-like. Lineage: Eukaryota; Metazoa; Chordata; Actinopteri; Salmoniformes; Salmonidae. The record is from RefSeq and is a predicted model, not a curated record. Bases 31 to 999 code for a protein of 322 amino acids. The transcript is spliced from 6 exons.
UACGUAUCUAUCCGCACUAAAAAAGUCACCAUGUUCAAAAUAUUUACCACGUUCCUCGUUUGUCUCUCCUUCCUCUCAGAGGAGGUGGUGUUCUCCUCCUCUCUCCUCAUCCGCCAGACUCCUCAACACCUCCUGAGGAGGACAACUGAACACAGAGAGGCACACCUGGACUGUCACCACGGCGACAACGACUACCCGUACAUGCUGUGGUACCAACAGAAGGACAAGGGAGGACAGAAGACCAUGGAACUCAUUGGAACUCUACACUAUACAAACCCAACUCUUGAGAAGAACUAUGAAACACGGUUCAACUUAACAGGUCAUUCCAAGGCCAAAGCCAGCCUGGUUAUCUCUGAGAUAAACCCUACAGACAGUGCCGUGUAUUACUGUGCAGCCAGUCAGCACAGUGCUUUGGUCCAUUACUGCUCAGUAUGUCCACACUGUGACAACUAUAAUCCUGCAUUGUUUGGAGCAGGAACCAAACUGACUGUUCUGGAGCCAGACAUCCCUGUCACUCCACCCAAAGUCAAAGUCCUUCCACCCUCCACUAAGGAGUGUGAAGAUAGAAACAAGAAGAAGAAGAAGACGUUGGUGUGUGUGGCCACCGACUUCUACCCCGACCACGUCACUGUGUUCUGGAAGUUAAAUGGAGGCGCCAACAUCACCGAUGGAGUGGGGACCGACAACACUGCCUUGAGGGAUGAAAACAGACGCUACAGUAUCACCAGCAGACUGAGAGUCCCAGCCAAGACAUGGAACACGGCCUCUAACAGAUUCACCUGCGCCGUCCGCUUCUUCAAUGGGACCGAUAACAUAUAUGUUGCAGAUCACAUUAACGGAGGAGGAGGUGGUGAUGGAGGGAUGACGACAGAGUACUACGUGAUGAGCACCCAGACUGCCAAGCUGGCCUACAGCAUCUUCAUCGCUAAGAGUACCUUCUACGGCCUGGCCGUCGUGGCUCUGAUUUGGAAGUUUCAGGUGAGUUCACUGCUACUAUGAUGAGGAACAUCACACAGCCUUCUCUCUCUUCUUCAAUCUAUGUCUUGUGCCAGCUAGCCUGGUCGCAGUUCUGUUUGUGCUGUUAUGGUCGGCAUGACAACGACAUACUGUAGGAGUUGGCAGGAAAGCACAAACAGAUCUGGGACCAGGCUAGCUUUGUGCUAAUAAAGGAUCUAAGAUGGCAACAUACUGUCUUUAUCCUGUA